Pseudomassariella vexata is the source of this 2173-nucleotide messenger RNA. RefSeq lists its product as uncharacterized. Lineage: Eukaryota; Fungi; Ascomycota; Sordariomycetes; Amphisphaeriales; Pseudomassariaceae. The record is from RefSeq and is a predicted model, not a curated record. The coding region runs from base 53 to 2047 and encodes 664 amino acids. The transcript is spliced from 2 exons.
CAAUCAAAAACAACAUUUUUGUCUCUCAGCAGUCCUCAUCAGACAAUCAUGUAUGAAAAUGAAUAGUGACGCAGAUGGCGAUUAUACAACGAGCUCAGACUCGGGCUCAGCGGCCUCCGAACGGCCCAAUCGCUGGGAUGGUGCGCCUUCGACAUGGCAGUACAUGAACCGCGAGGAGAUCAACACACUUACAGCGUUCAAUGAGUUGUCCAACAGCGAUCUCUCAGUUCACCUGUACAAUGCUUUCAUGCUCAAGAAGAAUGGUAGCCGGGCCAAUGGCGAAUUUGGACCGCUUCCAAACGAGGAUAUCAACGCCGCCACAGGGCAGAAGAUCCAGGCGGUAGACUGGGUCCCUCAACGCUCGUGGACGGCUUGGCCGAUGAGCGCGAGCGCCGUGCCUGCCUCUGAGUUUGACAAACAGAUUGAGGAAGCGGACGCCGAUGAGAUCUUCACCGUCAGGAAGCAAGAAGUGGACUUGCCCAGCCGCGCGCUUGAAGAGGCCGUCUCGGCUGCGAUGUUGAGGUUUUCCAAAGCGAAAUUUGAGAGCAGAGCUUGGGAUGAGGGUAGCCUGGGCCAAUUUGACGUCGCCAAUGACGAUCGCGAUGGCUUGAGCGACCAUGAUUCGUCUGAGUCGGCUACGACAGGGUCAAGGUCAAGGUCCAGGUCAGUGCCAAGGCCCGCAUCCGCGCAGGUGCGGUCGAUAAAGCAGGAGACUGAGACUGAGACGGAAGAUGCUAUCAAGGGCGGCAAGAUACAGGUGGACGGCAGUGAUGGUGAAGAUGGAGAUGGACUUAAGGCGCGUCCUCUGCGGCCGACUGUCGCAACCGAUGACCAGCUUUCCUAUGCGUUGCUACGUCCGAUUGCUCGGCACAUUCUUUCACAGCUGGAUGCUACUCUCGUAGUGCUUCACAACGCACGGGAGACCACCAUGAGCUACCUAUCCGACUCUUCGAGCGAGUCAGAACCGUCUAGGGAGCCUCUGAGAAAGAAAAGAGGAAGGCCAGCCAAAGCUGGCAUAGGCAGACCCACAAGGGAUGCGCCUCCUCCAGCGACAUCUCAAGACGGUAACGACGGAAUCCCAGCCAAGAAAAAAGGCGGAAGGCCGAGGAAAAUUUACCCGCGCUUGGAAGGGGAGACUAGUAGGGAGCAUGCUAUAAGGAUUGCGAGGCAGCGAAAAGAGCCGAUCCCCCAUUUCGAUGACGACGAAGCUAGUGAUGAAAUGGACAGCAACGGGCCUGCGCUGAAGCCAAACCAAAGAGUCUCUAACAAGAGCAAGAGGUCCAGAUCGAAAUCUAGAGAUGCCGUGACCGACGCAUACGAGCAUAGACGGUUUCACAAAGAACGCAACAGAGCCAGACUGGGUCUACGAGACUGGAGGGACGUCCUCGGUGCCGCGGCACUGGCUGGAUUUCCCCAAGCUGCCUUGGACCGGGCUGCAAGGCGAUGCGCAGAUCUUUUUGGGCAGAGUAUGGAACUGCGUACUUUGACAGAAGGAGGCAGGCAAGACACGCUCAUCAGGUAUGAACCCGGCAUAGUUCCCGUAGUACCCUAUGUACCAGGCGAGGAAAGCGGCGGUGAAGACAAUGACGAUGGGGACAAGCGGCUCUCACAGACUAAGCGCCGUGUGCGCUCUGCCAGCAUCGCAUCAGAUAACUCCCGUGGACGCUCGAGCAGAUCCUGCUCGCGAGGCAGAAGUAGAUCGGGGUCGGCCUCCGCCGUUUGCUCACAUUUCUGUUCGGUCCGGGGGUGUGUUCGCAACGUGGAGGGCUUCUCCCGCAGAACCAACUUGCUGCGACACCUGAGGCUGGUACAUGACAUGGACAGCGAAGAGGUUGCAACUGAUGUUGAUAGCGAAGACGAGAUGGUUGGCGCCGUGCACGUCGACGGGUUCUUGAAGCCUAUCAAAAUACGGAAAGGGUGGCGUGCUACUGAUCAUGCGCCGAGAUCACUUAGGAAGCCGAGGCCAGGGCAUGCCAAGAGGAGGGAUAGUAGUGAGAAAAACAGACGCGGCGAUGGAGAUAUUACAAUGAAUGAAGACUCUCAAUGAGGGUACGUAGACAAAAUCUCAAACAUUCCAACUUGCCAGCAGCGAACCCAUCGUACUUCCCCCUGUGAGCCUACCUACCAUCAUUACAACCCCUUAGCAGCAAACUGCUUCUCAACCUCGUUCGCA